AUGAAGUGGAGAAAAAAGAUAAUGGUUUCAUGCAUCUUAAAACCGCCUCUCUUUAUACUGCUAUUUCUUCCACUAACAUCCUCAAACGACGCAUAUAGAAAUUAUAAAGAUGGCGACGUUAUAGUUGGUGGUCUUUUUCCCAUCCACUAUUCUAACACUGGUGAUCACUGUACUGAGCUUUCUACCACUGGGCUGGGAUACGCAGAGGCUACUAUGUUCACUAUUGAGAAAAUUAACAAGAAUUCCAGUAUUUUACCAAAUGUAACCAUCGGCUACGAUUUAAGAGACUACUGUGGGAGAAAUGCUCGGGCCAUGAAGAUGGCCUAUGACUUCAUGAGUAAUGGCGAUCCAGUACAUAUGUCUAACCAAAACUUGAGCACCUGCCCCACAGGCUAUGUCAAGGAAACCAAACUAAAAAAGACCAUCCCAGCGUUACUUGGCCCUUUCGAUUCCGGCAGCGCAGUGCUAAUAGGAAGUCUUCUUCAGGUUUCUGACAUUCCCGCCAUCAGCCCGAGUGCAACAAGCGAUGAGUUGAGUUCACAGAUGUACAAAGACUUUUUCAGAACAGUUCCACCAGACAAGUGGCAAGCAGAGGUCAUGGCAGACAUCAUAGAGCUUUUUAACUGGACUUACGUGGCGGCUGUUGGGUUGGAUGAUUCUUAUGGACAUAACGAGAUUUCAGCGCGGGAAAAAGAAUCCUACAACCGGAAAACAUUUUGCAUUGCUUUCUCUGAGUAUAUUCCACGGCUAGGCCAUUGGGAUAAAACAAAGCAAACUGUUCUCAAGAUUAAAAGGAGGUCUGAAAUCGCAGUGAUCAUUGUUUGGCUUUCUACCGGUUACGGAAGAGCAUUUUUUGCAGAAGCAACCGCUCAAAAUUUAGAAGGAAAGACUUGGAUACUUAGUGACGCACUAACCGCAGAUGAAAAAGAUCAUCUUGACUCUCACUUCACAAUACUAAACGGUUCCUUGGGAAUAAAGCCACGUGACUAUCCCGUUCCCGAAUUUGAGGACCACCUUAAGACGAUCACCCCUGCCAAAAGCAUUGAAAGAGGCGCAGACUGGUGGGAAGAAUUCUGGAGAUUACAAUUUAACUGUUCAGCCACAAACGCCGAUGAUUCUGAGGUCGCACUUUGCGAAGCAAAUCUGACGUUACACCAUGCGCUACAUGUGAUACGCAGUUCCUUCGUAUCGUAUGUCAUUGACGCUACUUAUACUAUUGCACAUGCCCUUGAUAACAUUUACCGCUGUUCUCAUACUAUACAUGGUACUGAUAAAAGAGGUAAUUGUCCUCUAGUAAAGCCAACUGUAAAGGGACAUGAUCUAAAGAAAUAUCUCAGCAAUAUUAGUUUUCACGACAGCACUGGCAAGGUGCGAUUUGACAAGUCUGGUGAUCCUAUAACAGCUUUCUACGACAUAAAACUUAAUAAACUUCCAGCUUGA
Molecule: messenger RNA, 1440 nt
Organism: Porites evermanni
Lineage: Eukaryota; Metazoa; Cnidaria; Anthozoa; Scleractinia; Poritidae
Source: the annotation of a GenBank genome assembly